GUAUCUGUUAAACAUGGUGUUGUAGGAAAGGAAGUAUGACUAAUCCUGUUUCUUGUAUCUUUGUAUUUAUCGGUAUAUAAAAGGCAAGCUUUCCAGUUCACUGAGAAAUGAAACCUUUACGAUUGUCGUCGUGAACUUUAGCAGUGUCACAUUAUGCGCUUGUGCGCUAAACGGCCAGAUCACAGACCUCUAGGAUUCAGGCUUAGCCGCUUCUAAUGUCGGACUAUCAAAGGAAGAAAAGCACCCAGCCAGCAGCUUCUGUCGUCAGAAAGCUUUGAAUUCAAUGACGAGAAUGACUGUCUAAUGCUUCAACAGUGCAGGACUUUCUCAACAGCCACGUGCGUUGAUCUUCGGACCCUACAAUACGCAGCCCGAAACGUUAACCACUAGUUCAAGUCUGAUCUGGAACUUUUGUGAAUGCGGCGUGUGAAACUCACGUGCUUCUAGAACCCCAGCACACAUUAGAAAAACAACAACAACAAACAAACAGAAAACAACUUGCGGAAUGAAACAAGACUUCAUCGACAGGUCUUAUCUGAAUGCACAAGAGGACCUCAGAAUUUCUUCUGUGAAGGAUGGACCCGUUUGUGUUCUUAAUGACUCAAUUUCUGAAUUAGGAUUCGACAAAACACUGGAGUCUCAAAAUGAUAAGUUUCAAACCAAUAAACAGAAACACGCCGGAGACAACUUGAUAACGAACUGUCUCGAGCAGGACUAUGACGUCACAAAAACAGUCUUUAUGGCCAAUAGCGAAAUCCUGGAGACACAAGAAGAAGCUGCGAAAGUAACCGAGUGCCUUCAGCGAUACCCAGUUGUUUUGUUAACGCGUUUGGAUACUGAAAAUUUUGGACAGUUAUUUUUCGAUAAAAUCUGCAUGAACUGUGUGGAAAUAAAUAAUAAUAACAGCGCGAAAACUACAGAAAACUUUCAAACUUCGUCUCCAGACAAGAUACGCUUUUCCGAGAAUGUAACGAACGAUUCUCAUACAUUUUUACCUCAAAAGAUUAAAAUGGAAAUGAUUUCAGAAAAUGCACUGAACACAACUGAUACAAAUGACAUUGAUCCAGUUUGUUCACCAGCUUCGUCAAUGGAUGAGAACGACGACCAGGCAUUACCUUUAGUUAUUUCAGAGGUACGAUGGAACGCUAAAGAUAUUUUUUAUGACAAUACACCAAUAAAGGAUAAUCAAUCGGAUAACGCAAAUUAUUUCAAUUCAAAUAUUGUAGACAGCAACAUUGUUGAACCCUUCUUCUCACUGUUAGAAGCAAUUGAAAGUAAUAACCACACAUCAAGUAAAGUUUCCCAGAGUUCACCUUCUACAAAAACCGCCAGUGUACCAACUAGUACAAUGCCAUUAGAAGGCUCUCUACCUAGUGAAAACGUUCCAAUGCCAGAGACAGGCUGUUCAGUGGACAAAGUUUCUGACUCAGAUUUCCAAUUCAAAGAUCAAAUAUAUGAAAGUUCUGUGGCAAAGGAUAACAAUUCAGAGAACUCUGAUCAACGCCUAUCACCAAAACUCAGUGGUAAAAAAGACCUGAGAAAUAGACGAAAAUGUCAGCGAGUAGUGAAUUACUCUGACGAUUCUUCAUUAGACUGUUUACUUGACAGCAUGGACAAAGCGCACAAAAAGAACCGCAGAAAUAAAUCGAAACAUAUGCCGCCAUUAAUGAAAGAAAUCAGAAAAAAAGCAACAGCGUAUUCUAAGUGUAGAAAACGCGCAGAAUUAGGCAAUUCGAGUGGAAAAAACUUGGAUACUGGAAAUAAAGUUUCUCAGAAAAGAACGAAUUCUGUUUUGGAAUCACUUACCACUUACGAGAAUAAUUUGCAUGAAAACGCAGUUAAACCUAUUAAAAUUUUAUUUUCUGAUACAAAUGCUGAAGUAAAUCCUGAUAAAACGUCUAAAAGAAAAAGUGAAGACAAAGGAGAUCUUAAAGACACUGAACUAUCAUCCAGUAUCAUGAAGUCCGAAAAAAAAGCAUCACGUAUGAGAGCAGUGUUUCAAAAGUUAGAAAAAGAAAUCAGUUUUUCUUUGACAGCAACGCCCUCACACAAGAAAACUCUCCCAAGCGAUGAGGAAUCUAUUGAUUGUAUAAAAGUAGUAUCUAGCCUAAAAGAAACUAAGCCCCAGUCAACAUCACCGGUUCCUUCUCAUAUGAAACAGAGAGACAAAAGGUUUUCUGUUGAUUCUCAUUAUCUCCAGAAGAGACCUUCUCCAGGUUUACGAAGAGAAGAAAAACACCGCAAAAGAGGAAAUAAAGUACCUUCUCAUUGCUCAUCUCCAGGUUCGGACAAUAGCCAUGAUCAACAAGCUGGUCCUUCAAAGAAAACUAAGAAAAAACGGGGACAUAUAAACGAUGACGAAGCCCCAUUGAAAAGAUUGGCUCGAGAGUUACCUAGAUUUAACUGGCUUGAAGACAAAAUAAAAAACAGUUCCCAAACCUCUUCUGUUCAACUAGUAAAGGAGACAAGAACGGAAAAAUCAGUGAUAACUAUGGAUAAUGGCCCUAUACUCAAAAACAAAGUCAUCAACAACAGCCAAUUUGAUGAAAGCAUAAUUGGAGCAGCACAAAAUCAAACUUUAUAUGAAAAAACAUGCGAUAUAACCGAGUCUACCGAUUGCAUUUUUCCAGGACAAAACAAUUUUGAGAAAACUGUGGAAAUAGGUUGAAAAUGGUAGUGAUUGUA
Limulus polyphemus (Atlantic horseshoe crab) is the source of this 2685-nucleotide messenger RNA. RefSeq lists its product as uncharacterized. Bases 506 to 2668 code for a protein of 720 amino acids. NCBI's taxonomy places the organism in Eukaryota, Metazoa, Arthropoda, Merostomata, Xiphosura, Limulidae. The transcript has 4 exons. The record is from RefSeq and is a predicted model, not a curated record.